AUUGGCGGGGCCCCGCCUCGGACUCCGCCCCCUGUCCGGCUCCCCGCUCCCAUUGUCUCGGCAGAUGCCGCCUGGUCCAGCUAUCGUGCUCGGUAUUCAGUUUUCGGGGGUAGCGCUCUUUCUCUGGCCCGCUGAACGGUCCCACGGCCGAGUACCGGAUUCCCGAGUUUGGGAGGCUCUUCUUUCCUCCUUAGGACCCACUUUGCCGUCCCAGGGUGGCUGCAGCUAUGUUCGCGCUGCGACCUCUCCUGCUUCUGCUGCUGCCUCUGUGUCCCGGUCCUGGUCCCGGACCCGGGAGCGAGGCAAAGGUCACCCGGAGUUGUGCAGAGACCCGGCAGGUGCUGGGGGCCCGGGGAUAUAGCUUAAACCUAAUCCCUCCCGCCCUGAUCUCAGGUGAGCACCUCCGGGUCUGUCCCCAGGAGUACACCUGCUGUUCCAGUGAGACAGAACAGAGGCUGAUCAGGGAGACUGAGGCCACUUUCCGAAGCCUGGUGGAGGACAGCGGCUCCUUUCUGGUUCACACACUGGCUGCCAGGCACAGAAAAUUUGAUGAGUUUUUUCUGGAGAUGCUCUCAGUAGCCCAGCAUUCUCUGACCCAGCUCUUCUCCCACUCCUACGGCCGCCUGUAUGCCCAGCACGCUCUCAUAUUCAAUGGCCUGUUCUCUCGGCUGCGAGACUUCUAUGGGGAAUCUGGUGAGGGGUUGGAUGACACCCUGGCGGAUUUCUGGGCACAGCUGCUGGAGAGAGUGUUCCCGCUGCUGCACCCACAGUACAGCUUCCCCCCUGACUACCUGCUCUGCCUCUCACGCUUGGCCUCAUCUACCGAUGGCUCUCUGCAGCCCUUCGGGGACUCACCCCGCCGCCUCCGCCUGCAGAUAACCCGGACCCUGGUGGCUGCCCGAGCCUUUGUGCAGGGCCUGGAGACUGGAAGAAAUGUGGUCAGCGAAGCGCUUAAGGUGCCGCUGUCUGAAGGCUGCAGCCAGGCUCUGAUGCGUCUCAUCGGCUGUCCCCUUUGCCGGGGAGUCCCCUCACUUAUGCCCUGCCAGGGCUUCUGCCUCAACGUGGUUCGUGGCUGUCUCAGCAGCAGGGGACUGGAGCCUGACUGGGGCAACUAUUUGGAUGGUCUCCUGAUCCUGGCUGAUAAGCUCCAGGGCCCCUUUUCCUUUGAGCUGGCGGCUGAGUCCAUUGGGGUGAAGAUCUCAGAGGGUUUGAUGUACCUGCAGGAAAAUAGUGCGAAGGUGUCCGCCCAGGUGUUUCAGGAGUGUGGCCCCCCCCACCCGGUGCCGGCCCGCAAGAUGAAGGCAGCCGCACUGGGACACGACCUGGACGGACAGGACGCGGAUGAGGAUGCCAGCGGCUCUGGAGGGGGACAGCAGUAUGCAGAUGACUGGAUGGCUGGGGCUGUGGCUCCCCCAGCCCGGCCUCCUCGUCCUCCAUACCCUCCUAGAAGGGAUGGUUCUGGGGGCAAAGGAGGAGGUGGCAGUGCCCGCUACAACCAGGGCCGGAGCAGGAGUGGGGGGGCAUCUAUUGGUUUUCACACCCAAACCAUCUUCAUUCUCUCCGUCUCAGCCCUGGCCCUGCUUGGACCUCGAUAACAGGGGAGGGGUGCCCUAGCAUCAGAAGGGUUCAUGGCCCUUUCCCCUCCUCCCCCCUCAGCUGGGCCUGGGGAGGAGUCAAAGGGGGCUGCAGAGAAGGUAGAGAAGGGACUUUGCAGGUGAAUGGCUGGGGCCCCAAAUCCAGGAGAUUUUCAUCAGAGGUGGGUGGGUGUUCACAAUAUUUAUUUUUUCAUUUGGUAAUGGGAGGGGGGCCUGGGGUAUUUAUUUAGGAGGCUGUGUGGUUUCCUUAGAGGGUAUAAUCUCCAGCCCUCUAAGGCUGGGGCUGGUGAUCAGCCCCAACAGAGAAAGUGAGGAGUUUAGAGUUGCAGCUGGGGAAGGGGUUUGAAGGAAGUUGGAAGUCGGGAGGGGUGGGGGCAUCUGGUCUCAGAAAUGGACAAAGCUGGAUGCUGACAGGGUGUGGGGCAGGGGACUGGGGGUGCUUGAGUAGGAUGUGAGGCUUCAUGGGCCUGGGUUCUGUUGAGGUUUUUCAGUAUCAAUUUCUUAAACCAAAAUUUAAAAAAGACAACGUGGGGGGGUGCUCAUCUCGUGACCUCUGCCACCCACAUCCUUCACAAAUUCCAUGUUUCAGUGUUCAAGUCUGUGUUUAUUCUGUAAAUAAAUGGUAAUGUAUUGGA
Molecule: messenger RNA, 2230 nt
Organism: Mandrillus leucophaeus (drill)
Lineage: Eukaryota; Metazoa; Chordata; Mammalia; Primates; Cercopithecidae
Gene: GPC2
Product: glypican 2
Exons: 9
Coding region: 228-1595 (455 amino acids)
Biological process (GO): regulation of protein localization to membrane; regulation of signal transduction; cell migration
Cellular component (GO): cell surface; plasma membrane; synapse
Source: RefSeq, a predicted model, not a curated record